AUGUUCUCGCAAGCCGACCAUUGGUUCUGGCCCGUAGCCCUGCCCAUCUUCGAUUUCAGCUUGAAAUUUGAGGAGACUAUCCUCCAACUACUGCCCUCUUGCUCGUUCCUUCUUUUUGCAUCGGCCACUUUCCUGUACUACUGGAACACAAAAGCUCGAAUUCGCCGGAGCAGACUGCUGUGGACAAAACUGGGCGUUUCGCUUGUCCUCGUUGCCCUCGAGCUCACUAGCUUGGUCUUGCGUUCUCUAUCGACCAAUGGUACUGAAACCACCUCAUCAGCUGCCUCGCUUGACUUUGUUGCCGCCUUGGCCAUUGCUGGAGUGGUGUAUGUUGAACAUGGACAUGCCAUCAGGACCUCGGCGCUUCUCGGUCUCUACCUUGGUAUCGGCAUCCUAAUCGAUGUCAUCAAAAGCCGCUCGUACUUUCUACGCAGUCUGGCAUCUUCCGGGGCUGUCGCAGCGGCAGCGGCCACCGCGCGACUUGUUUUGGUGAUUGUCGAGGAAGUACCAAAGACCACUCUGAUUAUCGACCCCGAGCUUCGUACCAUGUCUGAUGGCGAAGCUACCUGUGGAUUUUAUAGCAGAAUAUGCUUUCUCUUCCUCCGACCCAUGAUGCGCCUUGGAUAUCGUGGUAUACUUGUCAUAGAUGACUUGAGCGACCUGGGCAUCGAGUUUGCUUCGAGAUGCCUCUUUGCCGAGCUAUCAGACAGCUGGCCAACGUCGCAACGGGUCUCGAGACACGCCUUAUGUACCGCCUGUUUCAAAGCCUGGAAAUGGUCCAUAUUCCUUAUUUUCGCUCCGCGGCUAUUUGUCAGUGGCUUCAUGUACUCUCAGCCCUUCGUCAUGCGUUCUGUCAUCAGUGAUAUUGGAAAGCCCGAUGAGGGUCAAAAGGGCGGCCUUAUUGCCGCCGUCUUGUUCGCCUUCUCUGGACCUGCUAUAUGCCGAGCUGCCUCGACACAGCUAAAGAAUCGCCUAGUCACCCGAGUUCGAGGUGGAUUGUUUUCGCAUAUUUUCGACAAGUCUUACCGGCUUGAGGUGUCCGAAGCAAAAAAGCAGGCUGCGAUAACCUUGAUGAGUGCCGACUUUGAGAGUAUCGCCGAGGGCAUCCCUGCUUGCAUUGAAGUUCCUUUUGCGAUUCUGGAAUCUUGUCUGGGUGUUUAUUUUCUCGCUCAUUUCGUUAAUCUGUCGUGCUUGGUGGUUUUUGCGCCGCUACUUUUCACUCACAUCAUUGGUGUCAUAUUUGGCAAUGCCUCGUCGUCUGCCGUGGCGUUCUGGAAUGAGAAAAUUGAGAUGAGAGUGACGAGGACGUCUCAAAUUCUCUCUCAGCUUCCAGCUAUCAAGAGCCUUGGACUUGGCCCCCAAAUGGCACAGUUCAUCCAGCAUCUUCGAGUGCUGGAAACAGCUGCGUCGACGAAAUACCGCUGCAUCCAGGCCGCAUCCCUUUCCGCAGCUGUACUGAUUGAUCAGUUUACGCCUGUCUUGGUUGUUGCAGUCGGAAUAUUCGCGCAUGUGCUCGGUGAUAGGCUUGACCCCGAGAUUGUCUAUCCAACUUUGGGCGUCCUGACACUGGUGCAAGGACCUCUCGCGGAUCUACUCACAAUGUACCCCGAGGCCAUGUCUAUGCUGGGUUGCUUUGACAGAAUCCAACAGUUUCUAUGCCAAAAUGAGCACAAAGAUCCGCGCGUGGUAUCGCGCAAGUGCAAUGAAACGCACCAAGAGAAGCCAUCAUCACCCGGCCUGCAAAGCAAGUCGGAGAAGUUUGCCCUUCAGACCUCGUUUGCCGUAGUCUGUUUUGAACAAGCGAAAAUCGCCCCGAGAGGAUCAGAGGAAGUAGUCCUCUCCGAUGUGGAUUUCUCUAUUGAUGCUGGAUCAAUUACGUCCAUGUUCGGUCCUACAUGUUCUGGAAAGACAACCUUGUUUGAAAGUAUGCUAGGCGAGGCAAACAUUCUUGAAGGGAAAAUAUUUGUCGACGAAACGGUCGUGGCUAUGGCGUUUUGUGGCCAAGACGUGUAUUUGCCAAAUGGCACGGUGCGUGCCUGCAUCGUUGGGACUUGUGAAUAUGAACCAACUUGGUUCAACACUGUCGUAACAUGCUGCAGGUUAUCCGAGGACCUUGGGCGACUACCAAAUGGCGACAACUACAUCAUUGGUAGCGGCGGUAUUGCUUUGAGUGGUGGACAACGCCAAAGGAUUGGAAUCGCACGAGCUGUCUAUGCACGUGCUCGCGUGGUUCUCUUGGACGAUGUCUUCAGCGCUAUAGACAGAAAAACAGCACUCGCGAUCUUGUUUGGCCUAUGCGGUGAGAACGGUCUCCUUCGUCAGCUGAAUUGUACAGUGGUGGUCUCGAGCUACUUGGCCGAAUGUCUCGACGUUGCCGACAACCUCCUCCUCCUUGCCGGCAAUGGCAGCGCCUCCUUUGAGCCCCGCGAGUGCAAAGGCAAGCUAGAGGCACAGGUGGCUUGUCUUCUUCACCAGGGGCUGCUUGAACCAAAAGAGGGCUCUCCUGACCAAGAGGCUCGAGGAGCAGACCAGGCCGAGCAUCCGGCUGCCACCUCAGCUAUUGGUGUCCAACGCAUGGACGAGUCUCGCCAGAAAGGAGAUAAAGACCUCUACAUUCUCUGGAUUGAUUCGGUCGGGCGUCUGGCGAUAACCCUUUUCACCUUGCUGAUGAUACUGGUGGCCGCGUCGGAUGCAUUUCCCUCCAUCUAUAUCAGAGUAUGGAUUGACAUCGCCCCGGGCAAUAAGAAGUACCUCAUUGGGUAUGCCUUGAUAGCGGCAUCUGCUGGUCUACUCGCUGGUACCUGUCUAGUCACCAUGUUCACCAAACUUGCUCCUCGUGCUUCCAACGGUCUCCAUGAGAAGCUAACCAGUGCGGUGACACAAUCUACGCUUGGGUUUCUAAGUACUACCGAUUCGGGAGACCUUCUAAACCGUUUCAGUGAAGACAUGGAGUUGCUUUCAAAACGCGUACCAACUCAACUGUAUUCAACGCUGUAUAGCUCCCUGGGAGUUCUCGCCCAUGUAGGAGCGGUUCUAGCUGGCACGACAUAUAUGGUCUCGAUAUUACCUAUCGUCGCAUUUUUCCUCUUUUUCAUACAGCGCUACUAUCUUUAUACCUCUCGCCAGCUCCGACUCCUCCAAAUCGAGGCGCAAGCACCUCUGGUAACCUCCCUUCGUGAUAUUGGAACGGGCCUGGCCUAUAUCCGUGGGUUUCGCAGCGAAGAACAAGAAUUUGCUCGCUGCUUGUACUUGCUGGAUCGUUCACAAAAGCCAUACUAUGCGUUGCUCUCUUCACAGGCAUUCCUGUACAUGGUUGUAGAACUCGUUGUCGCACUCAUGGCCGUGGUUCUUACAAUUCUUGCACUAUAUGUGACGGAUUCGACUUCCCCAAAUGCCGCGGGUCUUGCGUUCUUGAACCUGAUCAAUCUUGGUACUGGCUUCAAUAUGGUUGUCAAUGCCUGGACAGCAAUGGAAACUGCAGUUGGCUCUCUCUCGAGGUUGCGCAACUUUCUGAGAGACACUCCGACAGAACAGAGGGGCAAAGCGGCGGACCUCCCAGAAAAUUGGCCUUCGAGAGGCGAGGUUCUAUUUGACAAUGUGACCGCCCGCUAUAAGCUGGACUACAAAACUGAGCAGGCUGCUGUGCUUCAAGGUAUUCAUCUUCAGAUAGACUCCGGGAAGAAGAUUGGUAUCGUGGGACGCUCAGGCAGUGGCAAAUCCUCUCUGCUGCUCUCGCUUCUCGGGUUCCUAGAGUACGAAGGCAAAAUAACCAUUGACGACGUGGAUGUGAAGACUGCUCAUCCAGAUCAGCUCCGCACUCGUGUCAUCACAAUCUCACAGGAUCUGGUCGAGCUGGACGGCACAAUUCGAGACAAUAUGCUACCGUAUGACAAGUGCUGGGCUGGGACAAAGCCGGUCAAUCCAGGCGCGGAACAGCAGCGGGAAGCCGAGCGGAAAGACCACAUUGUGCGGGAGACACUUGUGCGGUUAGGAAUCUGGGAACGACUACCCGCCAAAGGUGGCUUGGACGCCAUCCUGGACAAGGUUGGAUACUCGCACGGAGAAAAGCAACUGCUCUGUAUCGCGAGGGCUGUUGUGCGCCGGCGCUUGACGAAUAGCAGGCUGGUGCUGGUGGACGAAGCCACAGCCAGCGUCGAUAGUUGGCGGGAACAGAUUGUGCGGGAGAUGAUGCUGGAGUACUUUCGAGAUUGUACCAUCAUUGUGGUUGCGCACCGCGAAGAGACCGUCGCAGACUCCAAUCGCACAGUGCACAUGGCCGGCGGCAAGAUUGAACAUGUCGACGACUGGGAUCAUUGGCGGGGCUAG
Molecule: messenger RNA, 4326 nt
Organism: Cordyceps militaris CM01
Lineage: Eukaryota; Fungi; Ascomycota; Sordariomycetes; Hypocreales; Cordycipitaceae
Product: ABC transporter
Exons: 2
Coding region: 1-4326 (1441 amino acids)
Biological process (GO): transmembrane transport
Cellular component (GO): membrane
Molecular function (GO): ATP hydrolysis activity; ABC-type transporter activity; ATP binding
Source: RefSeq, a predicted model, not a curated record